GUGGCGCUCACCCGCCGCGCCAGAGACCCGGAGGCACCGGUGAUCAACGUGCAAGAAUGGGCGGCCGCGAUGCAGAGACUCCACUUCGUCGACGGCCUCUCUGACAUGGCCAACAAGGUGCUGAACAACUGCGAAGCUCGUACCCGGCACAUCCCCGGCACGCACGAGGUCCGGACGACCAUGCGGCACCAGACGCACUCCUACAGGGUCUCGCACGGGCUCUCCGUCUUCGUGACCUUCUCUCCGUCCGAGCGGGACUCGGCACUCAUGCUCCGCCUGGCCCGUGUCCGCAGGACCGACCCGUCGCUCAUCCACGAUGGCUCGAGAAGCCUUCAGGCCAAAGACAAGCCCGCCUUGGACGUGGAGUUCUUCAGACUGAGCCCGGAAGCCUUGGCCGCCGAGCUGCCGCCCUACGACGAGCGGCGAGCGGCGCUGGCCCGCGACCCGCUCGCCUGCCUCGAGGGCUUCCGCACCCUCGUGCUGCUCACACUCCGGCACAUCUUUGGCGUGCGCUUCUGUCCGCGCUGCCCCGACUGCGCCGUGUCCGACACGCCCUGCACCGAUGCCUUCGGCAGCAAUGCCACCGCCUGCGGCGGGGUGCUGGGGCGAGUCGAUGCCAUCUACGGAUCCAUCGAGCGCAUACGUGCUCUUCUGCAGCGCUACAGUUCCUACACGGCCCACGUCCGCCGCAGCGUGUACUGCGACCCCACCGCGUGGCAGCGGAAGCGUGCCGAAACCGAAGCUGAAUGGCCCGAGUACCGCAGCUCCACCCUGGCCUUGAGCCGCCCGGCGUACCAGAGCGACGCGGCACUCGAUGCAGCGAGCUGGCGGCAGCGCUUCUUGGCAGAGGACGUCGAGCAACUCCAGCAGCUCAAGCAGCACCACGUGCACCUGCCGGAAGCACCAGACGGCCC
Molecule: messenger RNA, 914 nt
Organism: Symbiodinium sp. CCMP2456
Lineage: Eukaryota; Dinophyceae; Suessiales; Symbiodiniaceae
Source: the annotation of a GenBank genome assembly